AUGGGAAUAUAUAAAGGAUUUGUUGCGUGUGGAGUUUUUCUCGUGUGCCUUGUUUCGUCACAAAAAUUAAAAACACCUGAGGUAUAUUACCUUCAUGUCACAUCGGAAAUUGACUUCCGGUUUGCCGAAACUGUAGUAACCAGUAAAGUUGUCAAUAAGGAACCGGUUGCGAGGGAAGCCGUGUUCGAUUUUACUCUUCCAAAUGAGGCUUUCAUAACAGCAUUUAAAUUGACAAUAAAUGGCAAAGAAAUUAAUGGCAAAGUGAAAGAAAAGGAACAAGCCAAACAGGAAUUUGAGGCUGCCAAAGCAAAAGGACAGAGUGCAGGUCAUAUUGUAGCCAAACCUAGGGAAACAAACAAGUUUCAAAUCCAAGUCAAUGUAGCAGCCCAAGAAAAAGUGACAUUCGAGUUAACAUACCGGGAACUUCUCAGACGAACUAAAGGCUUAUACAACCAUGUUAUUUACAUCAAUCCUGGACAAGUGGUAGACGACUUAAAAAUCAACGUCUUAAUCAAGGAAUCAAGAAAUAUUACUACCAUCAAAACCCCGCCAAUAAGAAAUGACCUUCUUACGGAAGGUCCUGAAGGAACCAACCAGCUUGCCGUGGUUAACCGUAUAUCUCCAACAAAAGCCUUUAUUUCGUACGAGCCGUCCAGAGCAGAACAAGAGUCCGGGAUCUCUGGUCAGUUUAUUGUUCAGUACGAUGUGGACAGAAGUGACAAUGCAGGGGAUAUUCUGGUAAUGGAUGGUUAUUUUGUGCAUUUCCUGGCACCCGAAGGAAUCGAACCGAUGCCAAUGGAUAUUGUGUUUGUACUGGAUAAAAGUGGUUCAAUGAGUGGAAAGAAAAUAGAACAGCUUCAGGAAUCCAUGUAUAAGAUCAUAGACGAUAUAAAGUCGGAAGAUAAAAUAAUGAUCAUCGCAUUUGACUCCUCGCUGUCUUAUUGGAAACCUGAAUUUGUACAGGCAACAUAUUCAAACAAAAACGCAGCCAAAGACUACAUAAGACAAACUACUGCGAGAGGAGGGACAAAUAUAGAUCUAUCUUUAAGAGAAGGUCUUCAGAAGCUAACGCAAAUAAAUGGAACCAAAGAAAGGGCACCUCUCAUGGUUUUCCUAACCGAUGGACAAGCCACUUCCGGAGAAACUAGAACUGAAAGAAUACUAGAAAACGUGAAGAAACAAAACGAAGCCCAACUGCCUAUUUUCAGUCUUGCCUUUGGAAGAGGCGCUGAUUUUGAUAUAGUCAAAAGACUUGCAGCACAGAAUAACGGGUUUGCAAGAAAAAUCUACGAAGAUGCAGAUGCAGCUCUUCAGAUAGCUGGAUUUUACGAAGAAAUUUCAACCGUUUUACUAAAGAAUGUUUCAUUAAACUAUGUUGAUGGAACACUAUAUGACACUACAGUUACCGAGACCAACUUCAACACUUACUUCAGAGGUACCGAAAUGGUUGUUGCAGGAAAAGUAAAAGAUCUGAACAAGCUACAAUCAGGCAUGACAGUAAAUGGAGAAGGAAGUAGAAACAGCGUGUCUCUUCGCAUACCUGCCAAUCACGGAAUCAUUAUCCCAUGGCCACGCUCUCCUUUUCCUCCGCAUCCACCCAGACCAUUUUCCACUCCUUUACCCCCCGUCACCACAAGAAAUCCCGGAAUAAUGGAAAAACUCUGGGCGUAUUUGUAUAUCAAACAACUGCUGAGAGAUAAAGAUGCACUUGAUUCACCGGCAGAGAUCAAAAAGUUGGAAGACAAAAUUCUCCAGCUUUCCCUAAAGUAUCAGUUUGUAACGCCACUAACUUCGAUGGUGGUGACUCUGCCCGAUAAAACCAAAGCAAAUACAAGUGAGGUGAAGGCAGCAGAAUCCAGUCUGACUGAAUCUUUUUCUUCUAGCAUGUCUUUAAACAGAGGAGCACCUGCACCACGACUAAUGCCUUCAGGUGGUGCCAAUGCAAUGAUGCUUCCUCAAUCUUUAUCCUCAUCUAAUCUUCAACAAAGACUAUCACCAGGAAUAUCUAGUCGAUUCAAUAUGGCAUCAAGACCUAGCUUGAGGAAUUCAUUGUCCAGACCUAGCUUGAGGAAUUCAAUACCUAGCUUCGCCGGGGGCUUCCCCGGACCUCAAAGAAGGCCAUCUAUCUUCUUUACAACCACCACCACCACCACCACUCAAAAACCUGUAACACCAUCUAUACCAAAGCCAAGGACUCUAGAGAAAUCCCAGGUUCCUUCUUUUGGAGUUAUCCUUCCUGGCCUAGCGAAACCCCUUUGCUUUGAUUUACCAAUGACCUCAUCUACCAUGUACACUAUCCUAAAAUUAACAUCAACAGGCUACCGUAUUGACGGUCAGUUUGGGACAGAGAUAAUAAAUAAAAUCACAGUGAAAGAUGGCAGGGUAGUGAGCUUUGCUUCCGACCGGGGAGACAUUUCCAAAACCCCUGUAUAUCAGAAGGAUAUCAAUGACGUCACUGUAACAGCCAUUAACACACCACUGGGUUUACAACUCUGGGCGGAAUUCACGACUACAAAAAAUAACUUGGAAGGGAUCUUAUCCAUCUUCAGCGACUACAGUGGUAAACUUGUUGACAAAGUGAUGGAGUCAGGUGAAUUUGCCGCUUAUGUCGACCUGGUGCAGACAAAUGGACAACAGACCUCUCUGAGAGCGAUUACCAAAAAAUUUGGGGACGGGGUGUGUUGGUACUUGGACAGUGAAACCAUUAAGAAGUUUUACACAAAUAUGUCUCAAUUUCAAGUCGCUGGAGUGUAAAAAUGUUUGUCUCUUCCCUCUACAUGUAUGUUGACCAACUUCUUGUUGAACAUCAAUCUGUUGAAUUGUAAUUAUGAUGGAUUAAACACUAUUAAAUUAA
Molecule: messenger RNA, 2854 nt
Organism: Saccostrea cuccullata (small rock oyster)
Lineage: Eukaryota; Metazoa; Mollusca; Bivalvia; Ostreida; Ostreidae
Product: inter-alpha-trypsin inhibitor heavy chain H3-like
Exons: 15
Coding region: 1-2754 (917 amino acids)
Source: RefSeq, a predicted model, not a curated record